AUGAUACUACUGCUUGCUUGUGUCAGCCUCCUAAUCGGUCCUGGUGAACUGGGCAUCCUGAACAAUGGACCCUCCGUCGGCGUGACCGCCGUUUCUGGACUUAGUGCGCUGCCUUUUGGAUUCGCUACUGGUCCAAGGUACGUCCCCAAAUGGAAGAAGCAGGCAUGCGAGAUACCAGCUUCCCAGCAUCCAAAUUCGCAUUACAUCUGCGACGAGGCUGGAGAAGUAAAGUGUUUGCCAGGAUGGACCGGCGAUUUGUGCGACGUGCCAAUCUGUCGUAAGGGAUGUGACCCUCUUCAGGGUUACUGCCGUCGACCCGGCGAAUGUCGCUGCAAAUUGGGCUUCUACGGUGAGCUAUGCGACAAAUGUGUGGCUCUGCCAGGAUGUCAACAUGGCAGCUGCAACGUAAGCUUCGAAUGCUCCUGCGAUCCUGGAUGGAAGGGUAUAUUCUGCUCGGAACCGAUCUGCGCCGCCGAUUGUCUACCCAGCCAGGGAUACUGCGAGAAGCCUGGCGAAUGCAGAUGUCGACUAGGUUGGCAAGGACCAAAAUGCAAGCAAUGCGCAGUUCUCCCCGGCUGCGUUCACGGAACAUGUCAAGGACCACUCGAAUGCCGCUGCGAACCCGGCUGGACCGGACUUCUCUGCCAGACUCCUGUUUGCUCGCAAGGAUGCAGCCGAGAACACGGCAGUUGUCGUCGUCCGGGGACGUGUAGGUGUCGCGUAGGUUGGACUGGUCCAAAUUGUACCGAAUGUGUCCCUUAUCCUGGCUGCGUACACGGAACUUGCAAACGGCCGUGGGAGUGCAGAUGCGAACCUGGAUGGGCUGGGGACCUGUGUAACGAGAAGUUGACGUAUUGCGACGAACACCCGGGAAUAUGUCAGAAUAAUUCGACUUGUAUUAGCAUGACCAGGGAAGAUGGCAAUUAUAGAUGUAUCUGUCCUCUGGGUUACAUGGGUCGCCAAUGUCAAAUCAAAACGAUGAUGCCCUCAACAGAGCUGGUGCCUCCCACCCCAGAUUCAAUCGAGCCCGAAGCGAAACCUCAGAUGCAACCCGAAGAAAAUGAAAGCUCGGUAGACGAAAAGGAUAAGAACACGGUGAAGGACGAGGAACAAACGGUGGAACCAUUGGGUCCAAUCGUAAUUACGGAUCCUCCGUCCACGAUUGAUCCUGCUGCAACCGUCGGUAAAUGGCCAACCGAACCUCCCACGGAAUUGCCAAUCACGGAAGGGGACGAUGAAAAUGAGGCGUGAAUGACUGCUCUUUGACUGUUACAUUAUUUAUUUAUUUAUUUUGCAUAUAGGACUAUGUAAUGAUGAUUUUGU
This is a messenger RNA of Megachile rotundata (alfalfa leafcutting bee), 1323 nucleotides long. RefSeq lists its product as uncharacterized. Gene Ontology annotation, biological process: cell communication; motor neuron axon guidance. Lineage: Eukaryota; Metazoa; Arthropoda; Insecta; Hymenoptera; Megachilidae. Gene Ontology annotation, cellular component: membrane. The record is from RefSeq and is a predicted model, not a curated record.